AUGGCUCCGUCAGCGGCUGAGCUCGAAACCGCCCUCGUCGAAGCUACGUGCAACGUCUACAAGGCGGACCCAGACGCGACGACUGUCAACAAGGUGCGCCGACACACAGAGGAGACGCUCGGUCUCGAAGAGGGAUUCUUCGCCGAGGGUGAAUGGAAGCAAAAGAGCAAAGAGAUCAUCAAGGAGCAUGUGACCAAACUACUUGAUGGCUGGACUCUUCCUAUGCCGGACAAGGAUGAGGAGGGCGAGGCCGGCGACAAGCAUGGCGUAAAGCGAACAUCCCCCGAACCUGAAGAAGCCAGCGCGGCUCCCAAGAAGAGGCUCAAGGCCGCCGCACCCAAGAAAGCCGCCGCUCCCAAAGCCGCCGCACCCAAAAAGGUAACCGCGUCGAAAAAGGCAGACCCCCGGCCCAAGAACGAUACGCCGAAAAUCAAUAACGACGACGACGACAACGACAACGGUGACCAUAUCGAAGCCGCGGAGGAGCCCGAAGAAAAGCCGGAAGAAGAAAAGCAACCGGAAGAAGAGGCCAAGCCGCCCGUCGUAGACGAGGAAGAAGAGUACUCGGACGUGAUAGAUGAACCGCAAGCCCCUCGCAAGCGCAAAUUCGCCAAAAAUGCCAAACCCAGUAACAACAGCAAGAAGGCCAAGCCCGCCAAAAGGGAGAAGAAGACGACGGCCGCAUCCGCAACGCCCGACAACCCGGACGAGACUGAAAUCAAGAAACUCCAAGCUCAGCUAGUCAAGUGCGGCAUCCGCAAGCUAUGGCACAAUGAGCUGAAGCGCCACGGCGACGACGCGCGCGCCAAGAUCCGCCACCUGCGCAAGAUGCUCACCGACGUCGGUAUGGAGGGGCGCUUCUCCGAGGCGCGCGCCCGUGAGAUCAAGAACACCAGGGAGCUCAUGGCCGAGGCCGAGGCGGCCCAAGAGAUGAACGCCCUCUGGGGGACGGAGACGAGUGGACGGGCUAGCCGUAGCAAGGCCAAGGCUGCACAGCCCCAGAGACCCACCAAGGCCGAGGUGCUGGAUGAGGAUGCCAGCUUUGCGGUCAGGAGACGUAGGGCACAGGCUGGCUUAGCGUUUCUCGGGGACUACAGCGAAUCGGACUGA
Messenger RNA from Geosmithia morbida, 1110 nucleotides. RefSeq names its product Transcriptional regulator. Lineage: Eukaryota; Fungi; Ascomycota; Sordariomycetes; Hypocreales; Bionectriaceae. The record is from RefSeq and is a predicted model, not a curated record. Bases 1 to 1110 code for a protein of 369 amino acids. The transcript has 3 exons. Gene Ontology annotation, cellular component: nucleus.